GUAUUGUAAAAUAUUACAUCAAUGAAUGCGAGAUGAAAGUGUGUGUAAUGAGGGGAGAGACGGCAGCUGGGCGCCGCUUGAUAGCGGGAGCACCCCCGUAUAGGUGCAAUGUUCGGGGCGGCUGGCAGGAGAAGUGAGGGCUUUGAGCCUGGAGAGAGUCACACCGGCUACCACCGUGUCAGCUAUGAACAUGUCCCCCCCAUGCAUGACGGCCCAUAAUUUCAUUCCCUGAGACGCAUCACCUCAAGCACAAUCAUCGCUUUCGACGCACAGGAGGAAACAUGAUACUGUCCAUCCCAGCGCAUGAGGCUCUCCCACUCAGCUGUUAACAACUGAUGUUCCCACGCCGUUCGUUUUCCCAGCAAUGACCCCCCAAUGAAAAGAUCACUAUUCAGAUCUGCUGGUGAUAAUGACGAACUAAAACCGUCUUCAGACUCACCCAUAUUCUACGGACUCAAAUAAACUCUUUGUCAAAAGACUGCGAAGUUCAAAGGAGGACUUUUCACCUGUCCUGACCACGCAAAAAAGACAUUCCACCCUUUGCCUCCGUUUACUUUAUCAAAUGCCAAAAAACAGCAAGGCCGUCAAGAGAGAGCUUGACGACGAUGUCACAGAGUCGGCCAGAGACCUUCUUUCCAACGAGGACGCCUGUGACGAUUCCUUCAAGAAGAGCUCGCUGAUCGUUGGCGACCAUGACGGCGAGGGCAAGGAUUGCGACGUGGAGGAAGGCGGCUCAGACGGCGAGGAGGAGGAGCGCCCAGCCUGGAACAGCAAGCUCCAGUACAUCCUGGCCCAAGUUGGCUUCUCUGUAGGCCUUGGCAACGUCUGGAGGUUCCCCUACCUGUGCCAGAAGAACGGAGGAGGGGCGUACCUGGUGCCCUACUUAAUCCUGCUGGUGUUGAUUGGCAUCCCACUCUUCUUUCUGGAACUUGCUGUGGGACAGCGCAUCCGGCGGGGCAGCAUCGGGGUGUGGAAUUACAUUAGCCCUCGCCUAGGGGGCAUCGGCUUUGCUAGCUGCGUGGUGUGCUUUUUCGUGGCUCUCUACUACAAUGUCAUCAUCAGCUGGAGUCUCUUCUACUUCUCGCAGUCCUUCCAGCAGCCUCUGCCAUGGCACGAGUGUCCACUUGUCAAGAACAAGAACAGCACAUGUAAGAGCAAAUCAUACAAGACUCAAAAUACGGUAAAUUAUGCUUACAUUAACCACUGUCUACGAGCAGACGUGGUGCCAGAGUGCGAGAAGAGCUCGGCCACAACCUUCUAUUGGUACCGCGAGGCUCUGGACAUCUCCAACAGCAUUUCAGAGAGCGGAGGACUCAACUGGAAGAUGACUUUGUGCCUUCUGGCCGCCUGGUCCAUGGUGUGCCUGGCCAUGAUUAAGGGAAUCCAGUCCUCUGGGAAGGUGAUGUACUUCAGCUCCUUGUUCCCGUACGUGGUGUUGAUUUGCUUCCUGAUUCGCUCUCUGCUCCUGGAGGGCUCCAUGGAUGGGAUCCGCCACAUGUUCACGCCGAAGCUGGAGAUCAUGUUGGAGGCCAAAGUGUGGCGUGAGGCGGCCACGCAGGUGUUCUUUGCGCUGGGCCUGGGCUUUGGCGGCGUCAUCGCCUUCUCCAGCUACAACAAGCGAGACAACAACUGCCACUUUGACGCCGUGCUGGUGUCCUUCAUCAACUUCUUCACGUCCGUGCUGGCCACCCUGGUGGUCUUUGCCGUGUUGGGCUUCAAGGCCAACAUCAUGAUUAGUAAAUGUGUGGCACUGAACAGCAAAAAGAUUGUGGACUUGCUGGGAAACGGCAUCGAAGAGAGUGUGAUCCCCAAGCACAUCAACCUCAGUCACAGCAACAGUAUCAGCACUGCCAACUACCACCUGAUGAUAAACAUCAUCAAGGACGCGAAGGAGGACCAGUUCACUCAACUGGGCCUGGAUUCCUGCAGCAUCGAGGACGAGCUCAACAAGGCGGUCCAGGGUACAGGAUUGGCCUUCAUCGCCUUCACAGAGGCCAUGACCCACUUCCCCGCCUCGCCCUUCUGGUCAGUCAUGUUCUUCCUCAUGCUGGUGAACCUGGGCCUGGGCAGCAUGUUUGGCACCAUCGAGGGCAUCCUCACCCCCCUCAUUGACACCUUCAAAGUGCGCAAGGAGCUCCUGACAGUGGGAUGCUGCGUGCUGGCCUUCUCCAUCGGCCUGCUGUUCGUCCAGCGCUCGGGGAACUACUUCGUCACCAUGUUCGACGACUACUCGGCCACGCUGCCGCUGCUCAUCGUGGUCAUCCUGGAGAACAUGGCCAUCGCCUGGUUCUAUGGCAUUGACAAGUUCUUUGAGGACCUGAAGGACAUGUUGGGCUUCACGCCGUACCGCUUCUACUACUACAUGUGGAAGUUCAUCACGCCCAUCCUGCUGCUGGUGCUGCUCUGCUCCAGCUUCAUCCAGCUCACCAUGGCACCGCCCGUCUACAGCGCCUGGAUACAGGAAGAGGCCAAAGAGCAGAAGUUGGGCUUCCCGGCGUGGGGCGUCGUGGUGUGCAUCUCCCUGGUGGUGGUGGCCAUCCUGCCCGUGCCGGUCGUCUUCUUCCUGCGCUACUUCAAAGUCCUCGACGACAGCGCCGGUGGCAUCUCGGCCGUAUCCUACAAGAAGGGGCGCAUCAUCAAGGAGGAGUCGAGCCCGGGCGAGGACGACGACUCCAGCCUGCUUCGAGGCAAGAUGUCCAGCGAGGCGCCCUCGCCACUGCCCGCUAACAGCAUCUACCGCAAGCACGGCGCCGCCGGGGCAGGAGGCGAAGGUCCCCAGGCGGACACGGCGCCUAAUGGUCGUUACGGUAUCGGGUACCUGAUCGCCGAUGUGCCGGACAUGCCCGAGUCGGACUUGUAGACCGACGCGCUCGUUGCUAGUCGUCAAGUGUCGAUGUUACUGCACGGUCCUUGUAGAUAGCCUGGCGUCAUUUCAUUUCCUCUUAUCGCUUCUUCUUUGUCUCGGAACUUCGCCGUCUUUAAGUCGCAGGACACUUCAUUAGGAAUCCCUUCACGCUAAACAUGUUUAUUUUAUUUUUUUGCAGGUUUUUAAUAGCUGUUCCCGUGAGGUUUUCCAUGGCGGGCCUCAGACGGCCCACUAGCCACAGGUUGACCACCCAUACCUGGUGUCAUCAUCGACAGAGAUGGGGGCUCGUGUUUAUGACUCGGACUGGAGUGGCACUUAAGUCGCACACAGAGAGAUUUCAGACUUGACGUGGACUCGUGCUCAAAAGACUUCAGACUCGACUCGGACUUGUUUUGGGACUCUUAAACAAUCAUUAUGUUUUCUUUUUUUAGUGUACAGUAUUAACAUUAGGGAAACUCUGAAACGUCUGACAAGCUUCUUGUCAUUCCCUCCUUUUUGGCAUGGUAACCAAGGGGUGCGCGGCUCUGGGCCCCACUAUGGCGAUGGGAAACUAUGGCAACCAACGCACCCGCAGCUGCUGAUGUAACCUUUCGCUAGUUACGAUUGAUUAUAAAAACUUCAAACAAGACGGCACCAACAAAAGAACGAACAAAAGAACGUACCAAGAUUAUCAACCAUAUCAAAUUUUAUCAGGCACCUGAAAACUCAGUCACAUUAGCGCAUAUGGACGGUUAGCAUACAUGUUUAGCUCCGCUGAACACAAUGAAGAAAAUGCAGUAUACAGUGUUCCCUCGCUCUAUCACGGUGUAUGAACGCUGUUCCUGCACCGUCAAUUGUUUUCUGACCAUCGUCAAUCAAUGUCCAAGUGCCGCCCUGCCAUGUCUCCUGUGUCCUCGUUAGCUUGCUUGCUUGCUAGCGCGUAAAUGAAUCUUCGGUUCAAAGGAUGAGUACUGCAGCAAUGUGUUUUAACGAGGAUAUAAAACGCUACAGUACAGCGGAAUGGCACCAGGAUUAAAAGGCACGGCCAUGUGAGUGAAACACCCGUGAGUGACUUAAUUUUUUGUGUCCGACCUGUAGAUUGUAAAAUUCAAACAGUGUUUUGAACUUUUUUUUAAAAAAGUGUUUAAACAAGAGAGAAUUGUGACAAAGUGUUUUUGCCUGUCUGAGAAAAGUGUAUAAAGUGUAUGGUGAGGGGUUUUACAGCCUUAAAACAUAUAAUAGUAAAAAAAAAAUGAAGUUGGCUGCUUUGCGGAGUUCACUUUGGGAACCUGCACCCCCGAAUAAACGAGGGAACACUGUGUAGUCCUAAUAAACAGACAUAUUGCGUAAAACUAUUUUGUUAGUGACAAAUGUUUAUAUCUUUGUGUUUGUGUGUAUUUUAAUGUACUUAAUGUAGAUCUUUUUCUAUUCGUGGCUACAAAGCGUUCUAGAUGUUUAUUCUGUGUGAUAUAAGCCACUAGAUGCUUGAAUUUGGUAUGACUUAGGUGUGCAACUAUCUAGAAAUUCAGAAAAAUGAAGUAUAAAUAUAAAAAAUAUAGCUACAAAUAUCCAUCCAUCCAUCCAUUUUCUAUGCCGCCUCUCCUCAUUGGAGCCGAUCCCAGCUGACUUUGGGCGACAGGCGGGGUCACCCUGGACUGGUUAGCUACAAAUAUAAUAUAGUAUAUUAUAUAUGGCUAUAGAAAUAAAAUAAUAUAGAGCGAUAAGCGCCAAAACUCCAUCGGCCGGACCGCGAUAAAAGUCGUCAGCUUUGUAACCGAAUAUUUGAAUACAGUUUGCUUGUCACACUUAUUAGCAUGGAGCGCCGUUAACAUGACGUUUAUAGGCUAACGUUAUUUAUCUACGUUCCGCUGCCACCAUCAACUGGCCAAUGUUAAACAGAAAAAUCGGUGUAACUGUUGGCCACAUAACGUUAAUGUUUACCGGGUUGCCAUGUCACUGGGUUUGAAUGAGAGGAUGGAGGCGUGUUUUAAUGUAUCGUAGACUUAAAAGAUGUCGUUGUUUGUUUUCUUCAUAUUGCAUUGCAGCACCCUGUUUAAAGUGAUCACAUAACAUCACUAAUCAGUACUGAUACUUGACGCUAAUAGAUAAAGGAUGGAUAAUAAUACUGUAGUUGCUUUGAAUUUCUUUGAUGUAGCUGUGCUUUCAUCCUGGGAAACCAAAUAGCAGCAAAUGAUAGAAAACUCAUUAAAGCAAGAAGAGACAUGAGAGAUUUAUUUUUUUGAGACUUGCCUAGGACUCGUGACCAAAUACUUGAGACUUGACUUGGACUCAUGACCAAAUACUUGGGACUUGGUUUGGAUUUGCAAAAAAAAAAAAAAAGACUCGAGAA
Molecule: messenger RNA, 5195 nt
Organism: Dunckerocampus dactyliophorus (ringed pipefish)
Lineage: Eukaryota; Metazoa; Chordata; Actinopteri; Syngnathiformes; Syngnathidae
Gene: slc6a15
Product: solute carrier family 6 member 15
Exons: 12
Coding region: 563-2860 (765 amino acids)
Biological process (GO): L-leucine transport; sodium ion transmembrane transport
Cellular component (GO): plasma membrane
Molecular function (GO): proline:sodium symporter activity
Source: RefSeq, a predicted model, not a curated record